Molecule: messenger RNA, 12504 nt
Organism: Zootoca vivipara (common lizard)
Lineage: Eukaryota; Metazoa; Chordata; Lepidosauria; Squamata; Lacertidae
Source: RefSeq, a predicted model, not a curated record
GCAGGUUCGGCUGCGCUCUCGGCUCAGCUAGUUCCUGGUCUGACUCUUAGGCCCUGCCUGGGCGACAGGACAGCGGGGUAGCUGCCGUGGGCGAGUAACUGCUCGCGGGGGAGCAGCGGGUGGGGGAAGGGAGCGGGAAGGGAGCCGGAGAGAUGCUGCCCGGAGUGUAGCCGCAGCAGCAGCGCCGCCGCCGCCACUACCACCACCAUCAUGAUCAUAGAGAACGUGGACGCGCUCAAAUCCUGGCUGGCCAAGUUGCUGGAGCCAAUAUGUGAUGCCGAUCCAUCAGCCUUGGCUAACUAUGUUGUGGCAUUGGUCAAAAAAGAUAAACCAGAAAAAGAACUGAAGGCUUUCUGCGCUGAUCAGCUAGAUGUCUUUCUGCAAAAAGAAACGUCAGGCUUUGUUGAUAAACUCUUCGAGAGCCUAUACACCAAGGAUUACCUAGCUCCCAAUGAACCAGCAAAGCCAGAGUUGAAGCCUGUGGGUCAGGUCAAGGAAGAAAUCAAAGAGGAGCCAUUUCAGGAGACUUUUGAAGAUGAGCGAGAGGGCAAAAAGAAGAAAUAUGCUAGCCCACAGAAAAAUCGUUCAGAUUCUAAUGAGCAAAGAACCAGAGAGAGAAAAAGAGAUGAUGGCAAAUGGAGAGAUUAUGAUAGAUACUAUGAACGGAACGAUUUGUAUAGAGACAAAUAUGAUUGGCGAAGGGGAAGAAGUAAGAGUCGCAGUAAAAGUAGAGGACUUAGUCGAAGUCGUAGCCGCAGCAGAGGUAGAAGCAAAGACCAGGAAGCAAACAAAGAAAGGGAUGCAAACAGAAAUGUUGAUCACAGAGAUCGAGCCAAAUUCAAAUGUGAAAGGAGUGAUAUGGAGAGCUCAUAUAACCCAGUGUCUUUGUCUUCCGUUAACUCUACUGAACAGUAUUCCUCUGGAGCACAGUGUAUUCCCAGUGCUGUUACUGUGAUUGCACCUGCUCACCAUCCUGAAAACACAACAGAAAGCUGGUCGAAUUACUACAACAAUCAUUCUGCUCCUAAUUCAUUUGGCAGAAACGCUCCACCAAAAAGACGCUGUCGAGAUUAUGACGAGAGAGGAUUUUGUGUACUUGGUGACCUCUGUCAAUAUGAUCACGGAAAUGACCCGUUGGUCGUGGAUGAGGUAUCUUUGCCAAGCAUGAUUCCAUUUCCUCCACCACCCCCAGGACUUCCUCCUCCUGGAAUGCUUAUGCCUCCUGCGCAAGGCCCAACUCACAACAUGAGAAUGCCAGGGCCACAUGUACAUCCUCGGCCGCCGCCACCUGUUAGAAUUCCUAUACCAAGGCCACCUUUAUCUCAGGCAAGUUUGAUCAACAGCCGUGACCAGCCAGGAACAACUACAGUGCCCAGCCUUGCACCAGUGGGAGCUAGACUACCUCCUCCACUACCCCAAAACCUACUAUAUUCAGUAUCAGAACAUACGUAUGAACCAGAUGGCUACAAUCCAGAGGCUCCUAGUAUUACCAAUACUGGUAGAUCUCAGUAUCGACAGUUCUUUUCAAGGACACCAAUGCAGCGUCCAAAUCUUAUUGGCCUAACAUCUGGUGAGAUGGAUACAAAUCCAAGAGGUGCUAAUAUUAUCAUCCAGACUGAACCUCCAAUUGGCAUUGCAAGUAACAGUAAUGUAUCUAGAGUGGUGCUUGAGCCAGACAACAGGAAGCGGGUUUCAAACACUGUAGAAGGGCCAUCUCCAAAGAAACCCUGGAUUGGAAAACUAACUAAUAACCAGAAUAAGCCAGGAUUCCUGAAGAAGAACCAGUAUACAAACACCAAAUUGGAAGUUCGUAAAAUACCACCAGAGCUAAACAAUAUUACUCAACUUAAUGAACAUUUCAGCAAAUUUGGAACAAUUGUCAACAUUCAGGUUGCCUUCAAGAGUGAUCCUGAAGCUGCUCUAAUUCAGUACUUAACAAAUGAUGAAGCGAGAAAAGCUAUUUCUAGCACAGAGGCGGUGUUGAACAAUCGGUUUAUACGAGUGCUAUGGCACCGGGAAAACAAUGAGCAGCAGCCAUUGCCACUAUCCCAGCAGCAGCAGCAGCAGCAGGCACCACCAUCUCUUCAUCACCCGCUUCACUUGCAGCAACAAAUGCUGCCACGGCCUCCAGUUGUAACAAUGCACAGCAGUAUGGCAAAGGUAACAAAGCCACUGACAUCAGGUGCUUACGUCAUCAACAAGACCCCAGUUAAACAUCGUCUUGGAGCACCUGGUGGAAAUCAGCCAGACACUCAGCAUUUAUUGCUUAACCAGUCUUGUGCUUCUGCAGAAGAUGCUCAGAUGUUUCCCACUUCAAUUAGCCAUUCAAAGAUGGUUUACAGUUCCUCCAAUCUGAAGACAUCUAUAAAGCCUGGUACAGGAAAUAAAUCUCAUGAUGUCCAAGAAGUUUUUAAAAAGAAACAGGAGGCAAUGAAGCUGCAGCAAGACAUGAGGAAGAAAAAGCAAGAAAUGUUAGAGAAACAAAUAGAAUGUCAGAAGAUGUUAAUAUCAAAAUUGGAAAAGAAUAAGGCCACAAAACCAGAGGAAAGAGCAGAUAUAAUGAAGACACUGAAAGAGCUAACAGGAAAAAUCUCUCAGUUGAAAGAUGAGUUAAAAACUUCAUCUGCCAGUUCUACACCAUCAAAACAAAAGUCAAAAACAGAGGCACAGAAGGAACUUUUGGAUGCAGAGCUAGACUUUCAUAAAAGGCUGUCUUCAGGGGAAGAUACAACAGAAUUAAGGAAAAAGCUGACCCAGUUACAGGUGGAGGCUGCCCGUUUAGGUAUCUUGCCCGCUGGUCGUGGAAAAUCGAUGCCUUCUCAAAGCAGAGGAAGAGGACGAGGUCGGGGAGGGAGAGGGAGAGGUACAGUGAAUCAUAUGGUGGUAGACCACCGUCCCAAAGCAAUAACCAUUGGUGGCUUUGUGGAAGAGGAGAAAGAUGAGUUGCUGCAGCACUUUUCGAAAUUUGGCGAUAUUGAAGGCCUUCAAGAGGAGGAUUCUCCUUUAAGUGUUGUUCUGACAUUUAAAUCCCGUUCUGAAGCUGAAAAUGAAACAGAAGCUUCAGAUUUAUUUUUGCCUGAAGAUGAUGAUGAUGAAGACGAAGAUGAAGAUGAAUCUCGUUCCUGGAGAAGAUGAAACUUGAAAUGGAAUCAAUAGUUUUAGAAUUGUUGAACUAAAACUUUUAAAAAAAUAUUUAAAGGAAGUCAAUGAGCCAAAAAUUGUUUUUGUUUUUAUUUUCAUACACACAAGAAAGCAAGUGUGAGUUUGAGAUAUUAAACUUAACAAAUAAGUAGCCACGAUCAGCCAAAGGCUAAGUGUUGCAAAGGUGGUUGUGAUCCUCUGAAGAUGGAAUGUAUGAAUCUUUCAAGCCCAACUUGUGUUUAUUUUGUUUUUAAAAUAUGGACCUUUUUCAAGCUAUCAAUGGCUUUAUAGCCUUUAUUUAGUAAUGUAGAGUGUGAGAUGAGAGCUUUCUGUGAAGUUCAUUUAUACGUCAACAUUUCCUGGAAUUUGGUAAUUCAAAAGUCCCUUAGUUAGGUGGCAGACACGUUAUUCAGUUUGAGUACAUUUCACUCCUGUCAAGAAUUGCACCUAAUCUUACUGUGGAUGAGACCAUUCAGCUAUCUAGCAGAAUUACAGGGCAAUGCUGUCCAUCUCCACAUUCAAACAAGUCCACAUCGAUGACAGCUGUUCUUGUCUAAUAAUGAAGUUCUUCUCAAUCUAAUCUUCAGACAUAGCCCAGCCUUACUACUUUUUGGGUGCAGCUUACCAAUGCUCUGUGAAUUCCACAUUUACUUUCACGGAGCAUCCAUGGACCUCCUGCAUGAAUCCUAUUAAAAUGAACAGAGCAGUUAGUGCUUGAUGAAUAGCUGGUAUGAGUAAAUACAUCCAAGUGCUUUUAAAAGUGUCCAGCCAUUUGAGUUCAUUUUCUGUCCUCUGUAGCUAAAUAAGCUUUUUAAAAAAUCUUUUUAGGUCAAGCCUCCACAGUAUUCAAAGCAACUUGUUCUCUCUUUAACACAGAAAAUCCUAAGUCAAAAUCAUUAAAAUGAUAUGAGACCAUCACUUCUAAUAAUAUUGUGCUUAACUCUAAAGAGAGGAACUUUGGUAAAAGAAAUGUUGAAAAGAGACUGAUUAAUUUAGAUGCUUUUUAUUUCCAUGCUGUUUGGUUAUGUUUUCCCCCUAACAGUAGCUGGGGUAGUUUGCAGUAGAAACCGUAUUAAACUAUUUUGGUUUUGCAGGGCAAUAGAUCUUCAUACUCAACUCAUGUGUCACUUGCUUCUGUUAAGCCUAAGCACAUUGUCCUGUAGAUCCCCCCCCCCCCACUCUUGGUGCCUCUGUGUACUGGCAUACCAGUACACAGUAGGGCCAUUUUAUAUAGGAAAAUAUGUUACGCCACAGCGUUCUGAAUGUUAAGAGGCAAAGAAGCUGAGCAAACAGUACUCUUCUCAACUCCUGUGGUACUGGAACACUAAUGCAAGCAAGUAAAAAAUAUUAUUAUUGAAGUUUUCUAUUAAAAUGUAUUACUGCAAAAGGUACUUUAUCCUCUCUUAAGUAUCAGACGUACUACAUUAGAUCUCAGCUAGCUACAUAAAGUCAAGCACUCUGUUCUUCCUAUUCUUUUGGGUACUGUUGUGUGUGUUGUGGUAUGUAAAUUCCAACGUAGUAUCAAUUUAAAUUCCAAGUCAUACUUGGAGAGGAGUGUAAUCUGUCAGCAGUUUUUUGCCCUUUACACAAAGACCUUUAUUUUCUAGAUUAUUGCUACAUUCCGACUAAUGUUUAAUCUCAGUGAAUUACGUUAGAAGAAGAAAGCACGAAUAUUGCACACCGUAACAGGCAAAGCCUUGCUCUUCCCCCCCAUUGCCUGCAAUGUCUUUGGAAUGCCUGUGACUCAGUAUGUGGCCAUCACAUAUACUGACCCAUUGCAGAAAAAUGCUUGAAUCUGAACAGUUUAAUCAAAUGAUAGAGGGAACAAAGGAUUUAUAUAUGUGUGUAUAUAUAUAUAUAUUGUACAGGGUUUUCUUAAAACUGUAUAAUUGUGUAAAUAUUUUGCUUUUUUGUGUACUAAAACUACCAGCAUCUAGAUUUCCAUAAGAAUUCUUGUAUUUUUGUAUCCGGAAGAUUACAGUGAGCGAAUGAAGCUGUAAAAGAAAUUUCAAUAGCCUUUGGCACAGGUAGACCGGAUAGGAUUCCUUUUCAUAUGGUUUUAAAAUAACAUUUUGUUAGCACACUGUUCAGAACAGGAUGGAUGUCCUUGCUCAGAGUGUUGGCUUUUUUUCAUGGGGAGCAAGAAAGAAUAGGGGCCAUGGGGAAAAUAUUUAUUUAAUGGGGGUUCCCCCCUCUUUUCUUUUAAAAUAUUUGUUGGCUUACAUAAAUCCUCUGGUGACAUCUUAAAUGUGAUUUCUCAGGCCAGAAGCACAAAAAUGAGUUGUGCCCCUGAACCCAUGUAUUGAAAGCAUACUAUUACGUUACUGAGAAUGUAAGUGAUGGGCAGCAUAGUAGUAACUCACUUAAUACAAAGGAGAAAGGAAAACUAGUUCAAAGUGACCUUCAUUUUGACAUAGCUAUGGAUCUCCCUGUGUUGUGUAUUAGAACUUAGUAGGAUACCAUUUGUGUUUCUAGGUAGGUAACUUCUGGUAACACUUCCUUUUUUAUUGCUGUGGAAUUGUCACUUCUGCAUUCAUAAGCUAUGAUGGACAGCAUAAUAUAACACCUACUAAGUGACUUGAGAGUGAUAAAUCAAUCUGAAAUAAAAGGCAACUACACAAGGAGUACCACUUCACUGACCACUUAGUGUGUAAUCCCAUUGCAAUCCAGAAGAAUGCCACAAUGUAAAUGGUCAGUGAAUCACCCCCCUAAACCUUUACAGAUAUUAAUGCUUCUACUAUAUAAGCUGUCAAUUAAACUGUGGUAUAAAAAUUUUGGUUGGUUUGUUUUAAAUCCUUGCGCAUAAAAAAGCCUAGCAUCUGAAAACUGAUUUGAAAAAUAUAUGCCCACAUAAAGUGGAGAUGCUUCAACAGUUUUUAACAAAAUCAUGUGAAAAGGAAUGGUAAAUUCCUCUCAAUGUAUAGUAAACUUGUAUUAUAGUUUUUACAAGAUUGUGAACUUGUGUAAUAGUAUAUUAGGAGAUAUUGUUGGAUUUCUAACUGUUUAUACAUUUAAAUUCAUACAUGUAAUGUUUGUUUUAUUGAUUACACUCUGAAUUUCUAAGAUGCAUGUUGACUUUUUUGCAAUAAAGAAAUAAUAUGGAAUGGCGUAAAACUACAAACGAAAAAGGCAUAAAGCAUAUUGAAUUGAAAUUUGGAAAAAUAGCCAUUCCCAAAAAAUUAUAAUCAGAAAAAGAGCUGUAUUGCUUCAUUUCUUCCAAGAUUUACUCGUGUGAGUGCUUGGGGCAGAGUGUGUGUUAAUAAUAAAUACAUAUGUAUACAUAUUCAUACACAUAGACACAAGCAGUCGGAGAGAAGGUGCAGUUCUUUUGUGGUAAAAUGUUGGGUAUCUUUAUGGAAGUAAUACAGGUUGGUUAAGCCUGUGACAGAUGUGAAUGCUUGCCUCAGAAUUUUGCUAUUUGUUCCUCUCAGGAAGGGCAGUUUGAGAUAAACAGCAGGUUUGUGACAGAAUUUUCAGGAAAAUUCUUGGACAACUUAACUGCCCUGCCCCUACUUAACUAUUCUGAACUGGAAAAUUAUCUUACCUCACCUUUCCAAUGAAUUUGUAUCAUUUGGGGGACAGCUUACAACAAAUUAAUAAUAAUAAUAUAAAAUUAUUACAGCCGAAAAGCUCACUUUUUAUUACAUGGUUAAAACCAAUAGUGUGCUUUUUAAUCAUGUUUACCUACAACUUAACUCUAAUAAAACAGGUGGUGGAGUUCUCUUGAUGACGAUGGUAUAGAGGGAGGGAUAGUAAGAUGUCAAGUAUUAGGAUGAUGGUAACUAAAGGAUAUUGUUCACUAUUCUGAAAUUCACUUCAGGGCAAAAGCAAGAAAACCCCAGUAAUUUAUGAAAACAGAUUUACCUGUAUGUCCUUGAACUCAAGGUAAGGUACAUGGGAUCUCUAAACAAUUCUGCACCUAGGCAACCUGGAUCUGCUAGGUUGAGUAAUUUUUGCUUCCUCUGUUUUUAGGCCAUACCUUUUAAGAGCCAAGACACGAAGAACAGUAAUUCCCAAAUUAGGCUGGCCCAUGGUAGUGCACCAUCAGAGAGCCAUUGUUAUGCUGUGAGAAAUUAAAUUCUCUGAGGUUGCCCACUGUGAUUGUGAAUGAUUUCCCAUUCUGGUCUUGAAGCAGCUUGUGAGCUUUUGUGAUAAUAUGUUUUCUUUUGCUCUAAAAAUACACCUUUACAUGUGUAAAGAUCCCCUCCCCCCCCCCCCACAAAAAAAACCCCUGGCAGUUGGGGACACUUCUAGAAGUUUGAUGCAGCCUAGAUCUUUCUCUGUGUUGAAGAUUAAUGAGAAAUAUGUACAUGUUAAAUUGGCUCUAAUCCACCACCCCAAAUGGCCUUUAUUUCUAAUCUUCAGUACUUGCAUACCUGCAUAAACAACAGUGGUACAGUAAUGAAAUCCUUAAAUUUUUUGUUACUGAGAGCAGAAAGACUUUAGCUAGAUCACUGAAUCUGUCAUCUGAGGGCAUGAUGUGUUUUCAUGCUCUCUAUAAAACUGAGGGAAAUUCUGGAAGGCUUUUACAAACCCCAACGUGGCAUGGAAUCAUUGAAUUGUAGAGUUGGAAGGGACCCUGAAGGGUCAUCUAGCCUAACCUGCAAUGCAUGAAUCUCAGCCAGAUCAUACAUGACAGAUGACCAACCUCUGCUUAAAAGCCUUCAAGGCUUGCCUGUAGUCAGGCCUUCUCCAGAUGGGCCAUGGGUGCUAUAUGGGUCCUAUCUCAUCCCUGCUUUGAGCAGCAAAAUAUCUUGGGUCAGCAUUGUGUGUGUUGGCUCUCAGGCCUCAUCUGUACAAGAGCUUAUCCUCAUGAGCAAGACCCAAAAGUAUUGGAAGAAGCAAUACAUGAGAAAAGGUACAAAAAUGGUGAAUGUUUUUAUGUGAUGGCCAUGCUCUUUCUCCCAUGUGGAUUGUGGGGGUAAUAAUACCCACCUUCCAUACAGGGUUAUUAUAAAGAUAACUAAGAUAAUGAUGUGAACCUCUCUGAACACUAGGAAAAAGCUAUCUAUCCAUUCAUUGCUACCUGUAUCCCACCUCCCCUGAAAGUAGGUGCGCCUAGCUAUGCUACAGUGUGACUUCUAGCAGGCUGCAUUAUUUAUGUCUGUCAAGCUUAACUUCAUCCAUCUUCAUCUGCAAGCUGAAUCUGAGCUCAGAUCCCCUGGGAGGAAGGCGACGCACAAAACAAAAUCCCAUUUAUUGGAGACUCUACAGAACAGUCUUUAUGUUAAUCUGCAGAUAAACAUAUUUAAAAGCAAUAUCUGUUGUGACCUAGCUAUGUCUGCCCAAGAAAUAUGAUGCACUUCAUAAUAUCUUUGGCCAUUUUAUUUUGUUUCCAAUAUACAGUAAACUGAAAUGUGCCUUUGCUGCAGCAAGACAGAUUAUGAUGAUCUUUCAGUUUUCGUACUGGUUUGCAUUAUUUUCUUUCAGCUAGCCAUUUAGACGUACUGUAAAAUAAACAUUCAUAAAUUUCUUUCAGUUAUUGAGGAUUUCAAUUUUAUAUCUUUGUGGCAGUGUUGUGAUAGAAAAGGCUGAUGUUGCAUGUUGAGCCUUGACACAGCGUGCAGAACACAGGAUCCUCCCGCCAACAGUACUCCAUCCUUUCAGCACCAGUAGGCAAGUGCCUCAAUCUUUUCUUUUUUCUUUUUUGUGUAAUUUUGGGGAACUGCUGGAUCAAUGUCACUGCCAGGUUGCUUAGCAAGAGCCUUCUGCAUUUGUGGGCAUGUUUGUAUAAAGAUUGCAUAAAGGUUAAAAAGGAGCAUUUAUGACCUGCAUCUAGGCCAUACUGGAAUCCCAACAUAUCAUGAAAUAGCUUUUGAAAGUUCAGAAUGCUGCAUAAAGAGGCUUAUGUCACUUUAACAGUCACAGCUUCCCUCAAAGGAUCUUGGGAACUGUAGUUUAUCCCCCCCACAGAGCUUUGCUUCCCAGUACUCUUAACAAACUACACUUCCCAGGAUUCUUCGGGGGAAGCCAUGAUUGUUAAAAGUGGCGUAGGUGUGAAUUAAAAGUAUGGUGUGGACGUAUUGGCCACCAUUAUUUGUAAGCUCUCAUCAACAUGGCACUUCUCAAGACAGCCAGUGCAUUCUAGGGGUGUGCAUCGGCUCUGUGUAUUCCAAAUAACCAGGUAAAUUGGGAUGAUUCAAGGCAGACUCUCACAUUCCCGAAUUGGCUUGCAUUGUUAACAAGUCACAUCAGGGUGAAUCAAGGAAUCCUCAACUUUCGAGUAGCUCUGUUGCUUCCAAAAUGUCAAGCACAUGACCUCCUCCACCCCUCUCUUCUUUUCUGAGAAAUUAAUCAAGAUGGGUGGGGUGAAGGAACUGGGGCAGGGUCUUUUGUUUUGAUGGACAGGUCCAGUUUUUAAUCACAGUGAUUAAAAGUGGGUGGGGAUUGUUGGUGUUGUUGACGUUAAUUUUUCAUAUCUUUAUUUUGAAUCUCAUGAUUUAUGGGGACAUUGUUCAAAUUGGUUGUGUAUUUUUUCAUGUUUCAACGAUUGUUUAUGACUACUUUAGUUAUAUUUGUAGUUAUGUAAUUUUUUUUAUAUGUUGCAAGCCGCCUCGAGCAUAGUUUUAACUUUAAAAAGGCAGCAAACAAAUACAGUGAUUGAUUGAUUGAUUGAUUGAUUGAUUGAUUGAAUGAUCUUCCCAGUGCACUCCAACCACAGUGAUUUGAAGGAAGGAUGUCAAAAUUAAUAAACUAAGUUGCUCUUCACAUGGGUCAUUUUUGUCCUCCGAGUUUUGGCUGUGAAAACGAGGUAAGCGAUAGAAUUAGACUAGGUGGCUUGUGUCUUUCCCAGUUGUUUUUUUUCCUAGCAACUUAAAGCAAUAGCUCAUUUUCUCUCCUCCCCCACCCCUCCACCACUCUCAGGCGACCACUCAGUAGGGAAUGUCUAGGACUAGGUGAUGUUGGGCUGCAACUCCAAUAAUCCCUGACCAUUGGUCAUGCUGGCUGGGAUGGAAGGAAAGUGGAGCCCAACAACAACUCUGGAGGGCCGCAAGUUCUUUCCCCACCCUGGUCUACAAUUACUUACCAUAACUUAAGGGUAGGUUGUGGUGAGUGAACCACCUUCCAGAGAAGUUUGCCUGCCAUGACCUUAUCUGCUCACUGAAUAUCUCCCAAUAAACUUUAUCAAAGGUUCUCCAGAGCACAGUCUGAAAAUGAUCAUCUUGGUGCUUAACUCUGCUCAUCUUGUUUUGAACAUGCAGUAUAGUACACAUGAGGUUAUUGUACUGAAGAACCUUUUUUAAGUAAUUAUAAUUUGGUAUUCUGUGCAUCUUUAUGCUGAUAACUUUAAAGCACUCAUAGUCUCUGUGAUUUAUUUAAAUGCUAAUAAAUUAUACAUUUAUGGCACUUUAGUAAUUCAUGUGAAAAUUAUUUGGAGUCGAGCCACUAUAAUGUACUCCUGGUAUGGUCUCCUGUGGCCAAAAAUAUGUCAAACAGCAGCUCCAUCCACUUUCUGGAUUCACAUUUUAGAGUGACUUUGGGUUAUUCACAGGUCAGGGAAAGAUAAGGAACACUUUUUGAAGAGAGCAGGCCUUGAACAUUUGAAAUCCAUUUCAUAAGCAGCGAGGGUUAUACUCUAUGCUGAUGCUACUCUUCUUGUGCUCAAAGUACACCUUUUGUUUGAAAGGCUUUCCCAAAUUCUUUCCUUCAUUACUUAGUCGUAGGCUGUAUAUGUAUGGUUGUCUGUCUGUCUGUCUGUCUGUCUGUCUGUCUGUCUGUCUGUCUGUCUGUCUGCUGUGCUUGAAUCCCAUGCUUCUUCCAAAGAGCUCACUGUGGUUUCAUUCACAUGACAGUUUAUUCGAAAUGGUUUAGUAUUUAGGUGAUAGCCAUGUUUUAAAGAUGCUGCCUUUUAUUAGACCAUCAUAACUUUGGGGUUUCACAGAACUUUCCAGCUUUCAAAAUGUUUGUUGUGAAGAAAAGUAUAUCUUUGUGGAGGGUGUGUGGGUGAGUGUGGGUGAGAGAGAGAGAGAGACAGGGCACACACAGAAAGUGAUGUAUAUAUUUAAAUAAUACAUUUUGCAGUCCUAUAUUAUAUAUUAUUUAAAUCUUACACCUCCACUCCCUCCAUAUACAUAUUCAUUUCUUUUAAGGGUGAGUCAGGUCACACCAUUAUAAUAAGAAAUUGUGGAUGGGGACUAGGUUCUAUGACAUCAUUAGAAAAUGAUUCAACAUUUGAAGCUCAGCAAUUUAAGAAAGAUACAUUCUUAAAUUUAGGCUCAUGCUUAACUUGGAGUAGAAAGGAUUAGUGGAAGCUGAUUCAUUAGGGCAGAUGGCAGACCCUCCAAUUGUCCCUAUUUUCCAGGGACAGUCCCAGAUUUACAGAAGACGUCCCAGUUUCUUAUUUGUUCCCAGAAUGUCCCGCUUUUCCUUAGGACGUCCCUAUUUUCAUCAGAGAAAUGUUGGAGGGUAUGGAAUGGGGCACCCCUUAUCUAGCCCACACCUGCCUGCCUUCUUACAACCAGCCAAGGGCUUGGCAACACUUUCUGAACUUAAUAGGGUGGAGGAUUGGGGCACACCUUGAAUGAGUUGGCUCCACCUGUCAUUGGCUCUGGCGCUGGCUCUGGCUCCUGUUGGUGGCCCUGAUUCCACUCUACCAGCCCAGUGGGCACCAGCUACCACUGGAAACCAUGAGAAAUGGCAUGUUUUUGUAUGAAUUAAAGCUGUGGUAAAUGAUCUCGAGAAGUUGGCAAGUGAUGUAUGUUUUCCUACCGUACCAUAGACUUUGCUGGGGUGGUUUGGAUGGAAUUAUUUCUAUGUUUGCGUUUGGGGAAAUUGUUUUCUGAAUCCCAUGAGAGCAUCUCUAGUAAUGUGCCAUAAUCCAUGAGUUGUAUAACACGCUUACAGUUUUGAUUAAAAGGCAUUUUUGUGGCCAAUGUUAGGCAGCCAUAAGGGUGUCCCCUGCACAUGCUCAGUACAAACCUGUUGUCAGAGAAGGUUGUGUGAUGCAGAAGUAGAAUUGAACGUUGAGGCAAAAACUGGGAGCAAGCAAACAGACCACUGUGGCUUGAGGUGUUGAAUUUCUUGGGCAUUUUGUUGCAGGGAGCAGGCGGCUGAAAGCCACCUCUAGAUAUUUUCUGUCAUAACAUGUAACAUGUGCACAUCUUGUUUCAUUUCAGCUGCACUGUUUAACAAUGCAGUGUGAUCUAAGACCUCCCUGUUUCCUUCCCCAAGUGCUGAAACCAGUACAAAACAACAGGAUAUAUCUUUGAUGGGUGAAAAACAGUGGAAAAAUCUCAAGAGACAUGUGACAGAAGAUGGCACGCAGGGCUUCUAAAAAUACCAUGUAAUGCAUCCAGCCAGAGAGUGUCUGAGGCAGUGGUGGGAAUUCAGCUGGUAUGUGAGAAGGAAGCUGUGCCAGUUACA